AUGACCAACCAUAAUGAAGGGGGGGAUCAUUAUUAUGGCAUGACGCCUUCUCUCCCGCCAUACAAAAGCCGGAAAAGCGCGUUUUAUGUAAUUGACUUUAACUGCGUAUUGAGCCAUUUACUUCCUAUUGCUAAUUCUCAUCCUGUGCCUGCCUUUGUCGCGACUUGCCAAUGGAGCUACCACGGGGAUAGACUACGCGUCCCCCAGAAAGUCCAUUGUAGAAUCUUCGAAUGUGAAAUCGCUGAAAUCAGUGAAGAAAAGGUCGCUCGGCAUCCCCGUGGCGCCCAUGUCGAACAAUGGCCCUUGGGGUUCCCGUGGCACAUCCCCAACUUCCCCAGCUUUAGCCAGUUCAAGAUCUACAGCAUCCUCCUCGAUCCGUUUGGACCACUCAGUGCCAUUAUCAGCCAGGCUCUCCUUGCCGUACUGCGCAGCGAAUUCGAAGAGUCGCUUCUGAAGCCCGCUGGCAACGCGGCGCAAUGGAUGUGUAGAUAUGAGGCGGAUGCUGGUCAAAGCUGA
Molecule: messenger RNA, 516 nt
Organism: Pochonia chlamydosporia 170
Lineage: Eukaryota; Fungi; Ascomycota; Sordariomycetes; Hypocreales; Clavicipitaceae
Exons: 2
Coding region: 1-516 (171 amino acids)
Source: RefSeq, a predicted model, not a curated record